Babesia bigemina is the source of this 207-nucleotide messenger RNA. RefSeq lists its product as hypothetical. The coding region runs from base 1 to 207 and encodes 68 amino acids. NCBI's taxonomy places the organism in Eukaryota, Apicomplexa, Aconoidasida, Piroplasmida, Babesiidae. The record is from RefSeq and is a predicted model, not a curated record. The transcript is spliced from 2 exons.
AUGAGGAGCAGCGUCAAACGGUUCUAUGUUGAGAUCGAUGGCGGAAGUGGGCGGGCUUAUUACGUCGAGUGGCUGGACGCUUGGGUGGUGGUGGUGCAGAUACCGCACCCUGUGGAACGGCCGGAUGCGGAAGUAGAUCAUGACGCAGAUGACGAGGAUGAUGAGGGCGACGACGGCGAUGAUGUAAGGGGCGGGGGAGGGAGAUGA